UUGGUAAACCUGCAGGUGAUGGUAAAGGUCCUCCUCAGCAGAAAGUAGGUUAGACUUUGGCUUUCUCUAUUGAGCUGCUAGCCGCUGUCAGUCUGGCCUGGGGAGCGUUAAGCACAUUCAGCCAUUUUAUUGUUACUAUAAACAUCUGUGACAUUUCCCUCCACAGCUUUGUGCUUUUGCCGGAAACACGUACAUGUGUGAUGCGUUUCAACGGGACUUAAAGUUGUGGGGGUAUUGUUUUGUAAGAAUAGUUUUUUUAUUUGUUUCCCAAUACUCCACAGUCCCCAUGAGUACUCUGCAUACAUCAAUCAAUCAAUUAAAAUUGUAUAUCUCAUAUUAACAAAUCACAAUUAGCCUCAUAAGGCUUGACAAGGUGGGACAUCCUAUGUCCUUAACCCUCAACAAGAGUAUGGACAUGGUGGCCAGACAUUUAGUCCUAAUGACAUCAACCAUUGCAUCAUACCUCCAUCCCAUUCAAUGUUGUAUUACGAUAAGAAGUGGCUCUGUGAGCUGACACAAGUCAUGAGGUUAGUCACGCUCACCAAAUCAAUUCACAUGUGUCUUGUUCACGCGUCCUGUUUCCUUCCUGCUUGAUUAAAAAAACGUAUUUGAGAGUGUUCGAGGUGUUGGGAGCAGCAAAGUGAUGAGGGCAGGUGAUAAGCAGUGAUUCUCAGCCGGUCUGGUUACUGCAAUGAAUGGUAACACUAUCCAUCCAGCCAACACCACCACAACAGCAGGAGGAGGCCCCGGCGUGGCAGCGCCCCCGAGAGGCUGGAGCGAGUUCUGCGAGCUGCACGCCAUCGCCACAGCCCGGCAGCUGGCUGGACACUACCAGAGCUUUGCCAGAGAGUGGCCACAGCAUGACGUGCUCCCGCCAGAGACUUUUUCCAAGCAGUUUACCGACCUCUUCCAGAAGCACUUCUGCUGCGAGGUUGACAAAGAUGGCAUUCCGCUCAUACAGAACAGAUGCUCUACCUCUACCGGUAGCGCUCCUUCCACAUCUCCAGCGACCCGCCCCCUUCCAUCACAGCCUGUGACUGGUCGAUCGCGGAUCACAUCUUUGUCAGGAGUGCAGGACUAUCGGGAGGCGAGCCGUCAAAGUGGAGGCGCUGCUCUAUUUGCUGUGGUGCCACCAAAAGUGGAGCCGUUGGUCGUGAGCCGGGACCAGGAACAGCCCCUGCAAUGUGCUGCGGGAAACUCCUUGUCGAGAAACGCGGGGGUUCUGAGAGGGUCAACUCGUAGUGUCGGCGGCAGGUCCCUGCUGAUGCAUAGCCAUGGCAGCGAGGAGAUCUCUGGCACCAAUCGUCGCCGGCUAUCUGACCCGUCAGCCUCCAACCCUGGACACGCUGACGUCACACACUUCUCUGUCAGUCAGAUCCAGCAGACCGUAAGAAGGCUGUUUAAGAAGCGUCCCCUUCCUAGCCCCCCCACAACCCAGGACCUGUCCUCCAACAACCCCAACCCCACCACCACCAACAACAACUCCCCAAAUAAUAGUAGCAGAGUGGGCGGGAUUUACUCCACAAAUGAGGAAGUGUCGUCCUCCUCCUCUUCAUCCCACUCUUCCUCUUGUCUGAUCUCUGAACCCACCCCUCCAGGUGCUUCACAUUGGUCUGUGGCGGGAGUAGCAUCUCACUUCCUGGAUCGUUUACGUUGGUUACACAGCAGAAGCAUGAGGCAGAGGAGGUCAGAGGUGAGCGGCUGCUGUAAAGAGGGCCAAAUGAGAUACUUAUUGGUGGAGGACACUAUCUCAGACUCUCAGCCCUGCUGGCAACGCUGCCGUCUGCUGGUCAGGAGGAUCAGAGACGCUCAAGGAGGAGGAGUAGGAAGAGGAGGAGGGGAGAGGUACCAGUUGGAGCUCUAUGAUCCUCCAAAGGCGUCCAGCCCCAAGCUGACGACUCAGUGCUCUGAUAUCCAAGAAGUCCGUCGAUGCAACCGACUGGAGAUGCCCGACAACUUAAACACAUUUGUUUUAAAGGUUCAUCGAGGUAGUCUGAUAUUUGAGACCGACAACGACCAGCAGGUCAGCUCCUGGACCACAGAGCUGAAAGAAUGUAUCAGCAACAGGUCGGGCAGCGUGGAUCUGGAGCCCCUCCCCUCCCCAGCUGACAGCUCCGUUCCAGCCAAUCGCAGAGGAAGCUCGGCGUCCGCAGGUCAAAUGCCCCCCGCCUUCACCCUGCCGGAGCAGCUGGUCCAGAAGACGGAUCACUUCCUCUUCUCCUACCCAUGGUUCCACGGGCCCAUCUCUCGCGUCAAGGCCGCCCACCUGGUCCAGAGCUCUGGACCCGAGGGACACGGCGUCUUUCUGGUACGACAGAGCGAGACGCGCCGGGGGGACUACGUCCUCACGUUCAACUACCAGGGAAAAGCAAAGCACCUGCGCCUCUCGCUGACCGAGUGGGGUCAGUGCAGGGUGCAGCACCUGCGCUUCCCCUCUGUCAUGGACAUGCUCAGCCACUUCCGCCUCUUCCCCAUCCCUCUGGAGUGUGGAGCCGCAGGUGCUGUCACGCUGUCCAGCUUCGUGGUGGCGGGCUCCAGCCCCCCGUCACAGGGUUCGCUCUCAGGCGCCCUCCUGGUCCCGUUCUCCCUCCAUCGCUGGAGCUCUGAGCCCAGCUUGGCUCACUGCAGCCUGGCUCGCAGCUGCGGUCAGCCGGCCUCCUCCUGCUCCACCAGCAGCUCCGCCUCCACUCCCAGCUCCGUUUCCCAGCAGGGGACCCACCACCCCGUUCGUGCCAACCCCGUCCCCAACCCUCUCCUGACGACGGCCCCCGCACCCCUGCGCCGGAGCGAGUCGGUGGGGAGGCGGCCUCUGCUGCGCCACGCCCCCCCGCACACGCCCAUCAUCCCUCAGCGGGACUCGGACUACGAGCUGGAGCCCGAUCGGGGCCGCAAGCGGGCGAUAGACAACCAGUACAUGUUGCUGUGAUCUGCUUAGUCGCAUACCUGCAUCACCUCGGAGAGACAGAAGUCACCUGUGAAGCCCACACACACACACACACACAAACACAAACAAUCACAUACAUACACACAAACUUACCCAUUUGUCACCCCCCCCCCCCCACACCCAGCUUCAGCUUCAGGUGGGGUGUCAGACAUGAUUUCAGGAGACUCAUGAACUUGAGAGAACAAGUCUGAUAAAUGCAUAGGACUGUGUACGUGGAAACACACACACAAACACACACACACACACACACUCCCUACGUCUGAGCUGCGUGUGUGUCUAACAGUGUCAGACCAACACUGCCUCCCCCCCCGAGUGUCCACAGUGAAUGUAUUUUUUGGGAGUUUUAUUACAGUGUUGACGAUGACGAUGAUUCUUCCUGUUGUGUUGAUGUUGGGGGUCUGUGUGAGUGAGGGAGAGCCACAUGUGUAGCUGUCCUCGAGCCCGGAAAACUAGAUUCAAAUACUUCUAUUCAACCUCUGUGGCACUUAACCUCCACCUGCCUGUGGGUGGAUAAAUCAAGUGCUCCUUUAAAAUAUUUAAAAGACAUUUACUCUUGACACAAAGUUCCCAGUGUGGAGCAAACUCUUUUCUUUUUUUUUUUAGAAACAAAAAGCACUCUAUAGGUUAGAGUGUCAUCACACUCGAUAGAUAUUCCUCCUCUUACACAUUAUUAUAUAUAUUGAAGUGCACAUCGCUUUCAGUGCACUUUGGAAACAAUGUGUAUUUUUUCAAUACACAGAUUUUGUUUUUGUAGAAAAAAUUAAAAGUAAAAAGGGGAAAAACUUGGUUAAAGUCUAGAAUCGUAUCGAGCGCCGCUUCCACUCCUUCAAACCUUCGCUGAAGAAACAACUGAACCACAGAAACCAUUAAGGAUUUCAGCUUCCAUCAGAACCAAAGCUGUGGAACCUCCUGGCUGUGUGUGGUGCUGUCGGUGUGUGUGUGUGUGUCUGUGUGAGAUGUGUGAACGUUGAUCAGCAUGUUCUCGCUGAUCUCAGUGUGGUACAGUAUUCACCUUAGAGCAUGUGCGAAUUUGUGUGUUUUUUUACAAAAUCAACUUCAGGUCAUUUCUGCAAUAACACGUGAGAAUGGAUUUAAUGACACGUGAUACAAAGUCAUCUUUCCUCACAAUUUACUUCAGAGUCACACAAUGUUUUUUUGCUACUAAAUAAAUGCAAUUUUUUUAAAUAUACAUUUUCACAGUUUUUUAUUAUUAUAUAUGUAUAUACAUGUGUAUAUGUGUUCAUUUAGUAGCACAAAAUUGACAUUGUGACUUCAAACUAAGAAUUUCCACUUCCUAACAUGGGUUUUGUGCGUUAGAGAUUAUUGUGUCACCAAAAUGAGACUCAGAGGUGAUUCUAUUUGGACACAAACAAAAAAUGAAAGGUGUGAAAUUGACAUAAACUUAGAAGGCUUCACUCCAAAGAGGGGGGGGGGGGGGGCACUCGAUGCACAGACCUUUAAAAGCCAAAGUGCUGGAAACUUUUAACUUGUUUAAAACUUUCUAGUUUUGUGGAGGUUUGAUCAUCUUUAAGGUUUUUUUUUUCAAAGUGGACGAGGCUGAACUCACACACGUGCCUUAGUGAAUGUUAAGAUUUAUUUUCAUACAGCAACAGAUAAAAAAAACUCCAUUCCGGGAUCAGUAAUACUUGUGAUAUUGUCCGACUCUACUUUUUACACUCACAGCAUUAAUUCUUCUUUGUGUCCGUCUGUUUUCUGUCGCCUCAGCAGCCGGUAGAACCCCCCCCCCUCCCCCCCCCAGGGAGGGACUGUGGAAAUCAUGUGUUCUGAGCAGCACGUCUGUGUUUCUCAUCAGAGGCUUAAUGAGGAAGGUUUGGUUUCAGUCUGCAAACAUGUGAACGUGUCCAGAUGUGACAUGUCCAGAUGUGACAUGUGACACACAGAGGAUCACAUGUGUCGCUCUUUGUUCUCUGGUUUCUUGGAGUAGAUUUUAUGAGCAGAUCCAUCACUUCCAGUAACUCGUGUCAUCGUUGCUUUAAAGGUUUAAACCUCCAGUUUUUUAAGCUGCAUUGAUCAGAACAGAUAAACAGCACAUCACUCAACUCGGGUGAGAACUUUAUUGUCACAAGCUGAUUUAAUAUUGGAAUUUUAUUAUCAAGGCUUUUUCUACAGGGAAGAAAAAAAACACAAAGCAUAUUUUGAAAGUCCUCUGGUUUCCAGUUAGUUUGUUAAAGGAGACGAGUUUUCAGUUUCUUUUUCCUCUUUGUCUAUUAUUUAGUUUUUCUUUGUGGAUGUUAAAGAUCUGCAGGGUGCAGCUAGCGCCUCAACUUCCUGUCUGGAAUUAAAUCGCUCAGUGAAGGAGACCCAAACCGAUCUGAACCCAGGUAUGAAUGAAGAGAUCCGUCUGUAGCCUCGUUGUGUCAGUGCUGCUCCGCCUUGAGAAGCCUUUGGAUAUUUUUUCCUAAAACCGAAACCAGAAUCUCAAAGAACCAGAAAUCACAUGUUCAUACAGUAAAUCUAAUUUUCCCAAAGAUGAAAUGUCAAAUCCUCGGACAUUUCGUUUUCAGCGACUGAAGCUCGACCUUCAGAAAACAUUGUGUGUUUGUUUCUAACGUUGCUUCAACACUAACUUAAGCAGCUGAUUUGAAAUGCACCCUCAGUGAACCUGUCUGUCACUCUGCCUUCUCUCCAGUCACCUGUUGUGUUCAGAGAUCUGCACGAGCGUGGUGUGAUAACUUCUCUUGUUACUCAAUAACUCAAGCUUUUUUCCUACCAAAGGAACAUGUGUACAAUGGUUGUGUUGUGUUCUCUUCAACAUGUUGUUCAUCUGUCAAGUGUUAUUAAGGGGAACAAAAACAAAGACGUCUUUUUUGGCAAACGUACGGUUGGUCUUUCUGCAUCUAGACGAGUCGAAAGCAGCAGUCACAGUAUUAAGUUUGAAUUCUUUAUUCUUUUAUUUUGAAGGAGAAGGACUGUGCCUUUGCCAGAAAGCAGCUGUUGCCUUUUCCCCUUUUUGUUGUGUGGGAGCUUGUGUACAGUGCAAUAUCUUGAGAGAGGCCCAGGGCUUCAGGUGGUGUUUCAGGUUUGCAGAGAGCAAGCGGAGGCUUCAACGCGGAGGAAUCGUGUGAGAAACGUUUGUAAAAAAAGCUCUUAGACCGAAAGAAAACAGCGAAUCAAAGAUCCCAGACAAACCAGCGCUGCAUCACAUGCUCCUCCUGCUUCCUGUUUUGUUUCAUGGUUCAGAAUCGAGUUAAAUGCUUGAGAUGAUUCCUCGUGUUCUUCAGGUGUCCUUCAUCCUCAACCACACCCCCGUCCGCACCACCAUUUCAAAAUGUCCAUCUGGUGAAUGUAUCCUCAAUACUGUUCAUUCUGUUUAACUUAGCACUGUAAACAUUCCAGUCCGACCCGACGAACCCCCUCAACAGCCAAUGAAAACCACAACAGCUUUUAAAACCUGUUCAUUGUGUUUGCAUCCCUUUUCAGUUAUAAGCAUCUAAAUUAUAUUAAAAUAUAUAUAUCAACUGUAUAUUUGACUUUUUGUAAAAUAAACCUAACCAAAAAAAACAUGA
Messenger RNA from Pleuronectes platessa (European plaice), 6471 nucleotides. RefSeq names its product SH2B adaptor protein 3 (gene sh2b3). Bases 692 to 2926 code for a protein of 744 amino acids. Gene Ontology annotation, biological process: intracellular signal transduction. Gene Ontology annotation, cellular component: plasma membrane. The transcript is spliced from 8 exons. NCBI's taxonomy places the organism in Eukaryota, Metazoa, Chordata, Actinopteri, Pleuronectiformes, Pleuronectidae. Gene Ontology annotation, molecular function: transmembrane receptor protein tyrosine kinase adaptor activity. The record is from RefSeq and is a predicted model, not a curated record.